This is a messenger RNA of Sceloporus undulatus (fence lizard), 3041 nucleotides long. RefSeq names its product protein-glutamine gamma-glutamyltransferase 4-like. Gene Ontology annotation, molecular function: protein-glutamine gamma-glutamyltransferase activity. The coding region runs from base 635 to 2698 and encodes 687 amino acids. The transcript is spliced from 15 exons. The record is from RefSeq and is a predicted model, not a curated record. Lineage: Eukaryota; Metazoa; Chordata; Lepidosauria; Squamata; Phrynosomatidae. Gene Ontology annotation, biological process: peptide cross-linking.
GCAGCUUUAUUUUGGCUGUCUGUAACAGGCCGUAGUUUUACAAGUUGGUUUUUGAGCAUUUUCAGCUGUGCCUUGGCUUACACUGCUACAAUUCUGAUAGAAGUGGUUGACUUCACUUGGAAUUUCAACAUUUCUCCAGAAUUAGGUGAUUAAAAUAUUAGAUGAGUCAACAUUGCUCAGUUGCUUCUUAAACUAAAGCCUAAUUUUGUUGAAUUUAAGCACAACUGCUUCUUGUUUUGGGCAAUUAUUCUAGGUUUUCUAAAGAGUAGUUUGCCUGGGAAUUGGAUUGGCUUAAGGGUGUUUUGAGUCUAGCCAUCAGAGUAACAGAUUCUCUUCUAACUUCUCCCAACAAAAUAUUUCUUCAGGAAAAAAAAAGUCUACCUCCCUCACAUUCCAAUUGAAAGAUAACUAUCUCAGACUUCAAAAGCUUCCUGAAGUCAUGGAAAGAAUUUUUUACCCUGGGGUAAAGACCUGUGCUUCCCCCCUUCUAACCAGGAAAAACCCAGUGUACUUUUUUUUUAAUCUCAAAAGAAUGUCAUAAAAGAUGGAAAGUUCCUGCACUACAUCUAUAAAAGCGUAGUCCACAGAAUAGUUGCCUUUGCAAAUCUUGCUGGAGCAAAGUCCAGGAAACAACAUGAGCAAGACAAUUGGGUAUUCUCUGAAGGCCAUUGGAGUUGACUUCCUCAGAAAGGAGAAUACUUUUCUCCAUCAUACCAAUAAAUAUAAGAAUGACAGCCUAAUUGUGCGACGUGGGCAAGAGUUUCAGUUGAAAGUGUCAUUUACCAGGGAUGUGAAAGACAGUGACAAAAUCUUCCUACAAUUCAGCACUGGUGAAAAACCAGUUAAAUCCAAUGGGACAUUAUUACACUUGAACACAAGAUCAGGGCAGAAUGAUCAAGGAUGGCAUGGCAAGAUCUGUCAAACAAGUGGGAAGGAGUGCCUCAUUGCUGUGACCAGUCCAGCAGAUGCAAUUGUUGGGAAAUAUGUUCUGGAUGUGAUAACAGAGUCUAACAUUUAUCACUCUGGAAAGAAUGAUCUCUAUGUAUUGUUCAAUCCUUGGUGUGAAGCGGAUUCUGUUUUCAUGCCUGAUGAUGCUCAAAAAGCUGAGUAUGUGCUCAAUACUACUGGAUAUCAGUAUUGUGGACCAACAGAAUAUGUGCUUUCAAGAUCCUGGCAUUACGGGCAGUUUGAAGAAGACAUCUUGGAUUGCUGCAUGUAUCUCUUGCACAGGAGCAAACUUGGGCCAAAUGAUCAACGAGAUCCCAUUAUGAUUGCCAGAGCUAUGUCAGCAUUGGUCAACAUGAGCGAUGAUGAUGGAGUCAUCCAUGGAAAAUGGACAGAGGGAUAUGAAGGUGGUACUUCUCCUGCUGACUGGAGAGGAAGUGUUCGAAUUUUGCAGCAGUAUUAUAGAACCAAAAAACCUGUCUUUUAUGGGCAGUGCUGGAUUUUCUCUGGUGUGCUUACCACAGUCAUGCGCUGUCUAGGGAUUCCGGCGAGAAGUGUGACAACAACUGACUCAGCUCAUGAUACAGAGAAAAAUAUAAAUGUUGAUAUAUACUUCAAUGAAAAGAAAGAACAACUGCCCAGUGAAGAUUUCAUAUGGAACUUCCAUGUAUGGAAUGAUGUCUGGAUGAAAAGACCAGACUUACCAGAAGGCUAUGAUGGCUGGCAGGCAGUUGAUGGCACGCCUCAGGAAAAGAGUCAAGGAAUUUUUCGUUGUGGCCCUGCAUCAGUAAAAGCAAUCAAAUAUGGAGAAGUCAACCAUGACUACGACACCAUGUUCCUCUUUUCUGCAGUAAAUGCAGACAAGGUCUACUGGGUCAUAGAGAAAGUCAAUGGAAAAAACACAUAUGUCAAAUACAAUGAAGAAUUCAAGGAAGUAGGAAAGAAAAUCAUCACCAAAGCUGUUGGGAAGGACACAUAUGAAGAUAUCAAAGAUGAAUACAAAUUUCCAGAAGACUCUGAAGAGGAAAGGAAAGCUAUGGAAACUGCUUUGUCUCAUGUAAAGGGUCCCACUUGUGCAGCAGAACAAGUCCUUAAGUCCUUCAGGGCAAGCAUUGAGCUUGGGCUAGAAGAAGUGGAAGCACUCCUGCCAGGACAACCCAUUGAUCUGAAUAUUGUUGUUAAGAACAAAUCAGCAGAUGCACAGAUAGUCAACCUUUCUGCUUCUUCCCAUUUGGAGUCAUACAUUGGGAAAGUAGAGGCCAGCCUUUCAACUCUCCAGCAGACUGUCCAGACAGAAGGCAAGACAGUUAUUCGCAUCCCUCUGAAAAUACCUGCUGAUGCUUACAUGAAGGUGCUGAGUCUAACAGAGGAUGAACUUCUGGUCAAAGUCAACAUUUUUGCUGAUGUUCAAGAAACCAAUGAGAAAUUAAUAAAGCCCCUGGCACUGAGUUUUCAAUACCCACAUCUCAAAGUUGUGAUGCCCAAAAUGGCAAAAGUACAUGAAAAAUUUACCUGUGAGUUGAUUUUUAAGAAUAUACUGCCCAUUCCCUUGGAAAACUGCAAACUGCUUGUAGAGGACCUAGACAUUUCACUGAAGAUAUUUGACCACGGAGUUCUACUACCUGGUGGAACUGCAACGUCUAAAAUAGAGUGUGCAGCAAAGAAGAUUGGAGAUCAAAUGAUAGUGGCCAAAUGGAACUCCACUCAAGUGAAAGGAAUCACUGCAGUUAAAUUUAUUGAGAUUACUGAAUAGCUGUAGGUAUUCCCAAAUGCCAUCAGGAUAUGGCAAAAUGAGCAUUUUUAAAAAGUGUUCACAGCACAGAUAGGCAGUCAUAAAUGCUUGAGGGUUUGAAUGGCUUAAAGAUACAGUAAUUCUGUUUAAUUCUAGCGGAUUGAAAACUGAUUAAAUCUUAUUUUCUUAAUUUUUUAAAACAGGCAGUAUACACAGUAAAUGUAGAUUUGCCUUCUUUUAUAUUUGCAAAUGUUUCUACCCCAUUUAGUCUCAUAUACUAAUUUUUUUGUGAAUGGUUGUGAUAAAAUCAAAUAGUAAACUUUUUCCUGACACUUUUAUAUAACAAUAAAAAUUAUUAUCAACA